AUGUCGUCGUCUACAUCAGUGAAAAUGGUGAAGUUCAACAAUGGCCAACAGUAUCCAAUCUUAGGUUUGGGAACUUGGCAGGCCACACCUGAAUUAAAAGAAUUUGAACAGACAGAGAUUUACGAUGCAGUAAAAAGUGCAAUUGAUAUAGGAUAUCGUCAUUUUGAUUGUGCAGCUUUUUACAAUAAUGAAAAUUCCAUAGGCAAGGCUAUUGCUGAAAAAAUUAAAGAAGGAGUCAUAAAAAGAGAAGAAUUAUUUAUUACUAGUAAGCUAUGGAAUAACAAACAUAAACCCAAAGACGUGGAAGUUACAUUGAAGAAUAGCUUGCAGUUAUUGGGCUUGGAUUACCUAGAUUUAUAUCUUAUUCAUUGGCCAGUUUCAACCACUGAACAUCCGAUUGCGAAAGAUAGUGAAGGGCGAUUUAUUGGCACUGAUGAUUCUUAUUUAGACACAUGGAAGGCUAUGGAACAAUGUGUCCAAUCAGGACUUACAAAAUCAAUAGGAAUUUCAAAUUUUAAUAUUAAACAAGUGAAAGAAAUUUUAGAAAUAGCAACAAUAAAACCAGUUGUUAAUCAGGUUGAAAAUAAUCCUUAUAUAACUCAAAAUAAACUUAAAGAGGUUUGUGAGAGUAAUGGAAUUCUAUUAACUGCUUAUGGACCUUUAGGAUCGCCUUACAGAGGUGCAAACUCAAAAGGAUUAGUACUUUUAGAAGAACCAAUUAUUAAAACAAUUGCCGACAAGUAUGCGAAGACCAAUGCUCAAAUAUUAAUACGUUUUCAGGUUCAAAGAGGUGUUAUAGUCAUACCCAAGUCAUCUAAUCCAGAAAGACAAAAACAGAAUUUUGAUGUCUGGAAUUUUGAAAUGAGCAAGGAGGAAAUGGAUUUACUGGAGUCAUUGAAUCAGAAUCUACGUUAUGUUCUUUUGGAACCAGGAAUGCACUUGAAAGACUAUCCAUUUAACGAAGAACCUUAA
This is a messenger RNA of Macrosiphum euphorbiae (potato aphid), 972 nucleotides long. The record is from the annotation of a GenBank genome assembly. Lineage: Eukaryota; Metazoa; Arthropoda; Insecta; Hemiptera; Aphididae.